AUGUCGUCAAAGCCCUUCGUUCUAUUUUUCAACCCAGUGCAACAUGCCAUACCCUUCUUCCAAAAGCUGCAAGAGGUCGCGCACACGGAGGUUGUCACAAGCAAAAGCAGGAAGGAGUUUUUCAAGGAUAUCACGGACAAGUACAAGAAUAUCUUUGCCGUUUACCGGACAUCUGCUAGCGGUACUGUAGCCGGAAAAUUUGAUGCUGAGUUAAUCGAGCGUUUGCCUCGAAGCUGCAAAUAUAUAUGCCAUACUGGUGCCGGAUAUGACCCGAUCGACACGAGUGCGUGCGCCAAAAGGGGCAUCAUAGUCACCAACGCUCCGGAUCCUGUAACCGAUGCGACCGCCGACUUGGCCAUCUUCCUCAUGUUGGGUUCCUUACGACACCUAAAUCCAUCUAUGUCCUCUCUGCGUGCAGGGAAUUUCAAGAAGGGGGUUGAAUUCGGCCACGACCCCCAGGGCAAGACCCUGGGUAUCCUUGGAAUGGGGCGCAUCGGCCGUGCUAUCAAACACCGCUGCGAUUCCUUCGGUCUCAAGACCGUCUACCACAACCGUAACCCUCUCCAGUUUGGACAGAAUGCUGGGGCUGAGUACAUAUCAUUCAGGAAGUUGCUUGCGGAGAGCGACAUCAUCAGUGUUAAUGUACCUCUGAACGCCCACACGAAGCACUUGAUUGGUGCAGCGGAGAUCGCUCUGAUGAAGCCUGGUGUUGUUCUCAUCAACACAGCACGAGGUGCCAUCAUUGACGAGGCUGCCAUGGCCGAUGCGCUGGAAAGCAACCAUAUUGCCGCCGUGGGCUUGGACGUUUAUGAGCGGGAGCCCGAAAUCAAUGAGAAGCUCAUGAAGCAAGAGCGUGCCCUGAUGGUUCCACACAUGGGGACUCAUACCACGGAGACACUGGGUAAGAUGGAAAAAUGGGCAAUGGCGAACGUGCGGCGUGCGAUUCUUGGUGAGCCGCUCCUGUCGCCUGUUCCGGAGCACCAGUCGCUGGUCAACAGUAAGACAGAUUAA
Molecule: messenger RNA, 1011 nt
Organism: Penicillium verrucosum
Lineage: Eukaryota; Fungi; Ascomycota; Eurotiomycetes; Eurotiales; Aspergillaceae
Product: D-mandelate dehydrogenase-like dehydrogenase
Exons: 3
Coding region: 1-1011 (336 amino acids)
Cellular component (GO): cytosol
Molecular function (GO): hydroxypyruvate reductase [NAD(P)H] activity; NAD binding; glyoxylate reductase (NADPH) activity
Source: RefSeq, a predicted model, not a curated record